Messenger RNA from Schistocerca gregaria, 12336 nucleotides. RefSeq lists its product as uncharacterized. The coding region runs from base 489 to 2351 and encodes 620 amino acids. Gene Ontology annotation, cellular component: presynaptic membrane; cytoskeleton of presynaptic active zone. The transcript is spliced from 16 exons. NCBI's taxonomy places the organism in Eukaryota, Metazoa, Arthropoda, Insecta, Orthoptera, Acrididae. Gene Ontology annotation, biological process: regulation of membrane potential; regulation of synaptic plasticity; calcium ion-regulated exocytosis of neurotransmitter. Gene Ontology annotation, molecular function: transmembrane transporter binding; small GTPase binding. The record is from RefSeq and is a predicted model, not a curated record.
UCUUCCCCGCCGCACGGUCCGGGGCCGCAGCCACAGGUGGUGUGUGCCCAGCUGCCAGCUGCCUGUGGUGAGCGAGGCGAUGACCGGCGUGACGUGAGAGCCAGCGGCCGCCACACCACGCUCCGACACCGGCCGCCCAGACUCACUGCGCCCUCGCCGGUAGCCAGCUCGCCGCAGCUGCAACAGGUUGGCUGCCCUGCAGAAUGACCGCGUAUGGGGCGCAGCAGCAGACGUCGUGCUGCCAUCGCAUUGGCCUGCCGCUGACCAUGUGACCACAUCACGCACUGCUGCCAGCACUGCCGACGAAGGAGCGCAGUGGUCACCGCUAGAGUAACGGCCGCGUCGCGCUUCCGUGACGCGUAUCAGCCACGUGCGUCUCGCGCCGGUGAUAUACGGAUCGCCAAACAUUACCUAACAUCGAGGACCAAAGAAAAUAUUGCUAUCAUCUGACAUAAAAUAUCUGCUGCAGUACCACACAGACACUAAACAUGUUGCCAACCAACGUCAUGUCGUUCAUGAAGAAGAUGGUGGGCCCGGCGGAGUCGCCCCCUGGCGGCGCGGACGCAGAGGCGUCUGGCACGGCGCUCAGCAAGCUGCGCCAGACGCUCUCCUCCAGCAUAAUGUCCGCCCAGGACAGGGUGACCAAGAUGGCGCCGGGCCGGCAGGCUGCACCCACUGCUCCUGACGCCUCCGCCGCGACGCCGCCAGACGAGAAGUCCCUCAAGCCAGAGGAGGUCUCCAAGCCGCAGAAGCCGGAGCCGGGCAAGCCCGUGUGCCGCGCGGGUGCGUGCCGGGUCUGCCUCAAGAGCUUCAAGCCCGAAGACUUCUUCCGCACGUGCUUCGAGUGCACCCAGAAGGUGUGCGAGGACUGCGCCUCCUACUCCAAGCUCGACGAGAACCAGGACGAGAGUACGUGGCGCUGCAGCAUCUGCAGGCGAAAGCUGCAGUCGCGCGCGGCGCCGCCCGUCAUGACGCAGGAGUCCACGGACAGCCUGCUGGACGUUCCAGUGCUGGAGGCGCUGCAACGCAGACACUCCGACGUCAAGAUCGGCUCCGGCAGCUCGCUCACCGUCAGCGGAGGUGGCGGCAGCGGGCUGGCGCCACCACGGUCCCCGGAACUGCGUCGCCACUCCGACGUGUCGCCCGCGUCACUCAAGGAGCUGGAGAAGGUGGCGGGCGAGCGGCGCGAGGAGCUGCGCUGGGAGCGGGAGCUGGAGUGGCGCCAGCACCGCGUGGGCGGCGCGCCGCCCCCGCAGCCCGGCGGCCAGCCGGGGCACUCACCGCAAGUCGAGCGCCGGCCCUUCCCCUCGCCCGCCAAGCAGGUCGGGCCAGAUAGCGGCAUGCCAGAGGACGAGGCGGAGGCGGAGGCUUGGAGGCGGCAGCGCGCGCGAGGGCGGCGGCAGUCGCGCGUGACGCGCCAGCGCAGCUACGACGAGGAGCUGAAGGCGGCCACCGCCGCCGCGGCCGCUGGCGCCGGCGGGGAGCCCAGCCUAGGUCAGUGGGGCGAGCAGCGCCGUACACGUAACCAACCGCAUGCUUCUUGUCCCGCCAACACACACAACCCUUACAAAAUAUUCCGCAGGGCGUCCUUCCGCGCCGUGCCGCAGCCGCAGCCGCCGCCGCAGGACAAGGCCGACGACGGCACACAAGACUCUUCGCCGUCGCCGCUGUCGCCGGACGCCACAGCGCAGGCGCCGGCCGGGCUCUCGCUGGGGGUGGAGGAAGACCGCCGCACCAGGCGCCGAGGCUCACAACUGCCAGAUCUGGGGAUGCGCGCGCUGCCACAGACGCCGCCUUCUUCCGGGACGCCGACGCCCCGCGGAGAGACGACCGACGCCGUGCGUCGCCAGACGUCCGUCACCGACGGAGAGGCCAUCAAGAUCGUCAUCCAUGACGUCGACUGCGACUUCAGUCCCAGGCCAGGAGCCAAGCGCCGCGUGGUGCUGAGGAGGGACCCAGCCGACAAGGCGCACCGCACUCGUGGCUUUGGAAUGCGUGUCGUCGGAGGAAAGACGGGUGCCGACGGCCGGCUGUUCGCCUACAUCGUUUGGACCGUUCCGGGCGGGCCUGCAGAGAAAGGCGGACUACAGCAAGGCGACAAGGUACUGGAGUGGGAUGGCGUGUCACUGGUGGACCGAAGCUUCGAGGAGGUGUGCGCCAUCAUGGAUCGCUCCGGAGAAUCCGCAGAGCUGCUCGUCGAGCACGCCACAGACUUUCGCAUGUGUGACCUGCUGGACGAGCCGAUUGCUAGAAAACCAGUUUCUGAGUCACUGGGGUCGCAGCUUGAAGGAGACCAGGACAAGACGCCAACCUCACCGACGCGUCGCAAGCUGCCUAAGACCCCGGUAUAGACAGUAGCGUAGUUAGCUGGCACACAGCGCACUUUCAUAGCUCUCACACACUCAGAGUCGUCCAUUCCCGAGGGAAAGCACUGGCGAUGUGCAUCUACACGCCCCCACAACACCUCUCGGCUCGAGUGCACCAGCAUUACAGUCUUUCAAUAUUUCUCUUAGCUGUUUCAUAAGUUUUAUAGACUGUUGCCCACCGCUACAAAAAAAAAGGCAGUUAGAGCACACUCCUCUAUUUCCCCUACACAUUUCUUAAGACGUUUACACAAUAUUUUCAAAAAACUCUCCAUAUUUUAUAUUUUAUGCAAAGUUUGUACAAUUAUUUCUUUAAUGUGUUCAUUAGUCAACAUAAAAGUGCAGAUGUACCUGUUGUGGAGUUGGCGUGAACAGGCUGUGAGACUGAUGCGGGGUCUAUAUGAAGCACAUGAACAUAUCUAACGCGGUGCAUAUUUCUAUAAUUUCACAAAUGGAUAUUACUAUUACAGCUUAGCGUAUAAUUCUUCCACGCACUCAAGCACUUUAUCGAGAUCUCUCGCAGCCAAGUUCAAGACUCGUCUCACAAGCACAGUAACCCACUUACGUUGAGUAAAGACAACGACACUUCUGGGUCAGAUCAGUGUGCGACAGAAUGGGAAAUUUGUCUGUGUUUGUGCUCUAUCCGACAAAGAUUUUCCACAAGGACUUUAUCAAGCACAUUAAUCUCGAAACUUUCGCUACACACUGUGGCAUAUUUUACAUGGACGUUGAUUCCGGUUUAUGUAGUUUCCUGCUGCUUACCUGUUGGGUACCACAAAGACAUUCGGAAGCAGAGUACACUCUAUAAUUUCGGUUUCAAAAUUUAUGACGAUCGUACGGAAAAUGUUGACAAUGAUGCAUCUAAGUAAUAGCAUUAACCUGCUGCUUUAUUUUAAACUAAUUUUUUUACAAUUAGAAAUAAUUAACUAGUUCGCGAACAAUAUGUAUGUGUUAAGAGGUAUUCUGAGAGGAAUGCUGGAAAACAUAUGAUGUAAGAAAAUGGGGACAAAAAAAUCAGAAUCUCAUGGUUAGUAGGAAAAAGAAGUUUUUAAGUUCACAUACUUUUAAUGUGGGACAGAAUGGCUGCUGUUCACGACAUCUUAUGGGUUCACGUAUUUCCUGUAACGUCUUCAUGCUGUCUUUGUAGACUUGGUUCUGAGUCGUGGCCUGUUGCGAACUACAGCUAUUUGUUACCGCUGUUUACAUUAGUAUGUGUCGCGCUUACCCUUCGUAGUCACCUUGUUUUUAAUGCAGCUUCGAAAGAAGCAAUGUCUACAGCGGUACAUUAAUCUACUGGUUAAGUUGUUCAGAUGCUGAUGAUUUCUGUAGAUUUGUUCAAGUGUUCACUUAAUAUCUUCGUAUUACUUACAUGUAUCGUAUGUCAAUAGACUUUUCACAAGAACACCCCUCGAAUUCAAAUCCACGAGCAUAGUGUGAGCUAACUUCGUAGAAUCAGGGAUAAUAGAAACCACGUUUGUUAUCUGUUAUAAACAACACAUAUUGUUGAGUAUAUGAUGUAUUUGUUGUCACCUCCCGACAUUUUUGCCUAAAGUGGAAAACCAACCACUAUGUUGUAUUCCUGCCAGUAAACUUGAUGCAGAGACAUCUGAUAAGUACUACGUAUUUAGGAAGGCCACCGCCAGCAAGAGUAUGAAUUAAAACUUCAUUUAUUUACCAUUAUAUGAUGCUAAGCCAUUCGGUACCAUGUCUCGAACCAGGAUGUGUGAAAUACAACUGGCGGAUACAGUUAUACAUUAGACGCUACUUUGUAGAGAAUCUUAUGGGCCCAGGAAAAGGGGUGUCGACUCUUCAAUGAUUUUGUUUCCUGUUACCUCGCCUUACUGAAUGUAUAUGAAUUGUAUACAUUCUUUUGCAUUUCGGAGUCCUUCUACUGCGUUUUACAUUGACGUAAUUCUAUUAAUUACUAGCGCUUUAUCUACACAUCGUCACUGGAACUCCAUACAUGUAAAUAUAUUUGCUUGAAAUGUGAUGCUAUGCAAAUGCAAAUGCCAUCCCUGAGAAACGUGUCAAUGAUACUGAACAGAAAGCCAUUUUCUCACCCUGCAAAUAAAGUUCAUUAGGUAACGGUCUUCCAAAAGGCCGCCACCUCCAUUCCUAUAAAUUUCGCCCAUAACGCCCCACUAAGUUCCAACAUGAAGAUCAAAAUAAUUCUAGUAUUUUACACGCACAUAAAGCAGUUAUAGGCGCAAACAGUAUGACGUAUGCAUGUAGGCAGGAAUAAAACCCAAGAGUGACAAAAAAAAUAAAUAAAAUUAUAAUUAAAUUUUGACUGUCAGACAUCCUCCAUACUGCAGUCCAAUUACAAAGAGUUAAGGUAGAACAGAAAGCCGGAAGACCAGUAUUUGUUAUCCAUAAAUGCUGUUCAUCUGAUAAAGAACACUGUCAAAAGCAGGAGAGCUACUAAGACUUGUCAUAUAUAUCCCAUUCCUAGGCAAACACUUCAUAGCAGGAGUUCGCUAUGAAACAAGUUAUUCCCCACUGUACAAGGUUUCAGGUAUGAAAGCGAUUCGACAAUCAUUAAUCAGCAGUUAAGUUAAGUAGUUUCAGAAACCUCUCUCAGGUUUAGUAGGAAUACAAAUCCGUAAGAGCACUUCUGUCAUUCUGCAAAGACUCUUAAUGUAACGCGAGGCUGUACAAAACCCUGAGCUACUUGGAUCUACAUUACCUUGUUAAAUAGAAACAUAUACGUCGUACGGAAACACUUACAGUUAUCACAGAUAGUGAGCAGGAUAAUAUCGGUUUUAGGAAAAUUUUAAAUCAGGUAAAGAUCAUACAUAUUGCUUAAGUGACGAUUGUCUGUUCCAAAAUUGUCGUAAGCAUACUAAUUGCAAAUUUUUAUAAUGAAGAACAACUGUUCAGAAAUUCCAGUGCCCUGGUUGGUUUUUUAAAUGUUUUCGUUACCUUAUUUAUCAAAUCUGGAUUUUUGUCUAGAUAUUGAUAAUACGUGUGCAUCAAGAGGUAAGUGUUAUUUAAUGUGUCAUGGCUUAUAAGUUCAGUAAUUGCCAGACCAUAUACUCUCAUUUGCUUAGGGCUACACAGUGUAGCUCUUCCUCCGUGGAGUGGCAAAUUCGUGGUAUGAUUAGAAUUGGUAUAACUUAAAUUUUUGUGUAUCAGUAUCAAUCAUAUCAUUUAAAUUCAAUAAUAUAGUUAUUAAUUUUCGAUAUUCCUUUGGAAUUCAUGUGUAAUGUGCUGGUUAUACAAAAAAGUUGAAUUGUCGAGCAUGUUAAUUUAUUUACGAACUUGGUGUUACCUGAUACGGCAAAUUACUUCUAAAAGCAUGACGUCCCAAAGUAUUUAAGUCCUAUGGUAAACAACACCGACAAUUUCACUAGAUGUGAGUUUUCUACGAAAAUCAAGAUGCAGUGCAUAUGGUAGAUUACAGAGAGCUUUGGAUGAUUUUGUAAGGAGGAUUUACAGCGACUCCCUUUAAAAUAAUAUGCAAAAACGUCAAGGUGACUAUAAGUACUGUCGAUAUUGUUCGUUCACAGAAAGGCCUCAAUGAAACUGUGCAAAGAAGAAGCAAGUGAAAGAUGAUAUAAACAGGGAAUACGUUUAGAGAAAUAAGCCUCAUAAAUUCUUCCCACAAAGUGUAAAGGGAUAUACAUAGCAGAAUGGUAGUAUCACACUGGUAUAAAUCGUGCAUGACUCACUCUUUUCGUGAACUAUUUAGUAAAUGUCGUUUUAAAAGGUUUGCUUUUACGAAAGUAAAGAUAGUGUCUUGGGAAACGAUUUUCCUGGGUCUACUCUAGGUACUUUAACAACAAUAAGUAUAACUGAAUUGAUCAUUUGUGGUUAUCGAAGCCAUAAAUCCACCGGGAAAGUAGAUGGAUCGCAGUGUGUUAACAUCUAUAUUCAGCAUGAAAAUUUUAAAGUAGGCUUAAGUGCAUCACUAACGUUGAGUAAUUGUUGGUGUCUUGUUCUCGUACUGCGAGUCUGUUAUGCGGGAUGCAGGACUCGUAUAAUUAAUUGAAUCUUCAUCCAGAGUUGUGCGUGUCUUCUAAAAUAACUACUGCUGAAUGGAACAGGUUUAUCAGGCACGUGUGUCCUGCUCAGUGUUCAGAAAGAACAGUCGCUAGAUUCUAUACAUGUCACAUUUAUGUGCAAGGAAAUCCUCUGUGGUUAAUGACACAUUCAAGUAAUGGCUGCCAGUUUUAAAAUUGAAUUAAAUGCCAUGACAACUACGUGAUGUUACUUCUCAGAUCGUGAGAAAUUAUAAACGAUGUUCGUGACUAAAUCCUUCGACAUAGACAUUCGAAAUUCACUUCUCAUUUUCCAUACGAAACGUUUGUCGUAGACAUUCACAUAUUGUAAGAGUCCAGCUGUAGAUCAUCGACUUCUUCAAAAUCACAUUUUCGGGUAGCGAACAUUGUCGGUUUCGCUAUAGUUAUUUCUGCGGCGUCCAGAAUCCUUCAACAUUUUUAUUCUAGUUACUAUGCAGUAGCUUUGAUGUUAUAACAGGAAAACGUUUAAUUGGCUGCGUUUUAGUUGUAAAAAUCAAUACUCGCCUUCCUAUUAAAUAGCGUACUAACCGGCAAAACGAACUGAAGACCUGGCCCAGGUGACAGCAUCCUCGUUUUUGUUUUUUUCGUACAAUUCAGUGUUCCAAGUGGAGAGCUGUUACACGCUACACGUACACAUUCCAAUGCCCUCACUGCUAAACAACACUGGACACUGAUCGACACUUCUGUCUCAUAAUACUUCUCGGACACUGUAACUUUGCCAGCAUUAUUCACAGUCUAACGUGUACUGAUCCACAUUUCGUCUAAACAUCUGUCCCACAUAGAGAAAUCAUUCCUCAUAGUUAGCUAGCCUUGAAGUUUAAUUCUGUGCGACAAAAGCUGCGAAGUUUACCAAAAGUUGGUAUACUCUUGUACUGCUCAGCCUAAUAACGCGUUUAUCAAUAUCUCCAGUAGGAUAUUCAUAGUGCUUAUUCUUACUUAGGACAGAUACCUCAGUGUAACCUAUUUCAGCCUUGUGCCUCUUCUGUCAUAAUAUAAUCUGCACACUUUCUCAGCUUUGACAGUUUUUUUUUUUUUUUUUUUUUGCCCGUUCUGUCUCACUUUUCCUGCUGCAUUGUCACUUCUUUCUCCUUUCUGUAGUCAACAGCUAUAAGGACACUAGAAGCGAGUCGCUGCGGCUGCCUCUUACGUCAUUAUCAACGACCACUCUCCUUUCUAGUGCUGCGAGGUAUCAACACGUACUACUUCGAACUAGACCGUCAACGUACCUAGUCAUGUGACCAACUUAUUUCUCACUAGGGCCGGGACUACGAUUUGAUAUGUUGCUUAGUACUCGUACAUUUCCCAAUUUGUAGCGGCAAGGCUGACAGACUACACCACAACACUUAUGUAGUGAUAUCAUCGAUCAGUUUCCCGCAUUUACACAGCAGCCGUUUCUUUCUUUAAAAAUCACGCGAACGUGUGUGUGUGUGUGUGUGUGUGUGUGUGUGUGUGUGUGUGUGUGUGUGUGGUGUGUAUGCGCGCUCGCGUCAUGAUAUUACUUCUAAAGGACAACUCACACCGUUUCCCCUGUAAACAUGUCACUUAACUGCAAAUCUCACUAAAAUUCUCCAUAGUUACUGACAAACAAACCUAUCCAUUACUUUCUUUCUACGAAAGGUGCAGCAUCUACACAUCCUUAUUCUGCUAGAAAACUCUAUCCUCUGUCAUCUAAUUUUCACUAAUAAUAUCUCGUUCUCAAACUUUUAAGAGAACAAAAUCUGAUUAAUACCUGGCUCUGAGUAGCUUGUGCAUUAUAAUCGACUUUAAUGACGAAAAAGGUGCCUUGUACCAAGAGAAAUGAGUUAUGAUGUAUUUGACACGCAUCAUAGCAGACUAUUUUAUUUAUUUCAGAUGAUGAACGCUUAAGGCUCUAUUGAAAUGAAAUAACGGAUACAUACUGCCGUCGUUGUUUUUGAAAUAACAGAAAUGCAAGAGAAUUCAAGAAAAUGGGGAGGGUGGACAGGAAGCUUGUCAUGGUCACGCUUUUACAGUAAGUUUAGGCAAAUUACGAUGCUACGCAGAUAACGUCAAGUAUCAUAGAAUGAUGUAUAUGCCAUUUAGAUGUACCAAACUCCUUGAAGACAUCUGUAGCAACAGUAAACGUAGAAACUCAGCAGUUUUUCCAUUAUAUCGAGGACAUAAAUGGCCUCCGUCGAAUUUCUUCUGUGAUGAUUGUCCCAUGUAGCUGGGACCCUUAGAAUUCUGUAGAGGUAAAAUAAAUAUUCCUACAUUACAGAAGUUAGCAGGAAGGUAAAGUAUAACUUAGAAAUGAAGUCUCAUUGGUAUAUAGUUUAGUAGAGUUUUUUUUACUGGAAUUGCAUACAUUAUAUAGAAUAUAUAUGAAUUCUAGAUUUCAUAGAAUUUUGGUGUCCUUUAGGCAUUAUCAGUGGCUUUCUUCUAGACAUCCUUGAAGUAGCUGUCUCGUGGGCUCUCGUUGCUGAACAAAAUGCUUUUGUAUUAGUGUCUUUCAUAUAUCGUAGAAUUCACCGUAUGGUCACAACUGAUUUUAUUUGGACAGCUUACAGCUGUUAUCAGACCUUAUAGGGCAACGAUGAACAAGACGCCUAGUCGUUAACUGAACUCAUAAAUAAUUCACUUAACAACUAUGCGUCCUCUGUGACAAUGAAUUCCAAGGCCUGAUGAUGGCCGAAAGCCAUGUAAAUAGACUCUGUUGUGACUGAGAGGUGAAUUUUGCGAUUCAUAUAUGUAUACCAAGGUCACCGGUCUUCUCCAAAGGUCGAAAGACCUCAUUUGAUGUCAUUGUUCUCUUCAUCAUGAACUCCUGCGGUAGAAGGUUGUAAAACUUGCAUUUCCGAGGCGCAAAUAAGUUUAGUGACUUAUCACCUCGGUAUGAAGACACUCUGGAGCAAACAGCAGAAAUGUAUAAGUAACUACGUCGAAAAAAAGAUCGGGGUAUUGUGCCUUACAUCGCAAGAAAUAGGUUGGUAAUUGAAAAGCAGGUUAAUUUUGCAACAAAAUUCCACCGAAAUGUUAUGAAGAGUUCAUGCUAUUAUGAGAGCGUUGUGAAAUGAAGUGACAUCUGACUGUGGCAAAAUUCUUCGCAAUUUUAAAAUAUUAGCGCAUGAGCUUAAUAUACUCAUAUAUAUGUAAAACUGCUGCCUGCUUUUUCUAGUAGCCUUAACUGCGUGCUGUGAAAUUUUGUAAUAAUCUUGCUAAAGAGUACCGCUUUAAAUUUUGUAGACAAGUUUCUAGUAUUCAUAACUGUUACACUUGUUAAAUACACACACCCUCGACAGUGAUAGAGCUUCUCUGAACAAAAAUCGCUCAGAAUGUGAGACUUCAUCGCCCCUGGAGCGAAAGAGUGGCAUAGCAUAUUUUCAUAUCUCUUAUAUACUUGUGAUUCCGGUAAGAUAUUUAUUCGUAGUUCAGUUUCCUCUCAUUGGAGUUAACGACUAUAAUGUACACCUUUCCUUAUCAGUGUGUUCUGCUCAUGGGGGAAGUAAACUCCAAGCUAGAGAUGCUAUUUUAUUUAGUAGACUAUGCUUGCUAUAGCUAGGCGCACAUAGUUCUGUGUAUAUAUACACAUUGAUUACGCAUCAGUAGUUUGUAUGACAAAGUAGGUAAGUUGAAAAUAAUAUAUGUUUAGAGAAGUGUGGUCAUUUUUUGACCGCAUGUGUCAGAUGGGACAGUAGCUAGCAGAGUGACGUGUGUCGGCCUACUUGGUGUUGUAGUGAGCACAACCCGUAGAACUAACAAAACGUAUUGUAUAUAUCUCCCUAAUGACUCCUUUUGUGUGCUGUCAAGAUGAGACUAUCACCCCAAAAAUAUGUUCUAUUUUUAUGCUCGAUAUUUUGUAUUUCUAUUUACUGACAAAUAUAUUUUGUUUAAUUUUGUUUUCGAGGCUAUUUUUAUAUCUACAUGGCGCAGCUUUUUAAGUUAAUCUACAAUUCGAAAUCCCUUACAUAUCCAUUUAUGACUGACCCCAAAAACCUAUAGGAUUUUGUAUUCACAUACACUACUAUUUUCUAUAAUGGAAUUAUGUGCUGAGAAUAUUUUCGUGAACAACAAAUAAUUUUGUAUGUAGGCAAAGUGUCGUUCCUCCAUGGGUAACUACGCCACAGCCACUAACGAAGUACCUAAAUACUUCCAGUUAUCGAGUCACGUACGGUAAAAAUAGCAACAGGCAGCUUUCAUCGCAUCCUGUAUCAGUUUUCCUUUCUGGGUUCUAGAAAGCAAAAUGUUGACUAUAUCGUCACGUCUUCAGAAUCUGUAUUAUUACUUUCUUUAUUCCACAAGAGAGAUAUAUUAUUAUAAUAAUUGUAAAUGUACAGUAGGUGAAUCAUCCCGAUCUCAUCAUUGUGGUCCUUACGUUUUCUAUUACUUUCGAUUCCCGUAUGUUGUUUCCAUAGGAAAACUCUAAAGCACAACGGCGAGUUACAUUUGUUGGAAACUGAUCUUCCACAAAAUUUCUCAACUUUUAUUUUUGUGCGACAAUCAUUUUUCACAGUAGAUGUAGAAUAUUGUCUAUUACUAAGCUGAAGGUGGUAUACGUGAAUGAUUGUAAUGGGCAAAGUUAUUUUGUUCUUAUUUGAUUCUUGGUAUUUGAACGUUGUGUAGCAGUUAUUUGGCUGAAAGCAUUCGUUAUUUUGAAAUGAAAACUAUUUUUCUUCAAUUAUAUCCUGAAUUUUUUGACAGCUUUCAACUGUCCUUAACGUCUAGACAUGUAUUUAUAAUUUUAUAUUCAUCACAUUAGGCGUUUCUUAAAAUUACCCACAUUCAGUAAGCAUUUUAAGCACUUGGACAACACAGUAUAAGUUCAGUAAGCUACAGAGUUGCACUGUAUAUUGUUGUUACGUAAAGUGAGUAAGGUGCAUUAGAUACCGAGGAUCAAUUUCAAAGGCUUUCUGUAAGAAGAAAAUUAAUUAAAACUUAUUUUGUGUACUAAACUUGUUCCUUGUAUUCGGCAUGAAUCGUGUAAGGGUUUCCUAUAGUUAGAGAAAACACACCCGUAUUUUGUAGAUGCAGAAGAUAUUUAAACUUCAGCGUAUAAUCAGUUAAUACAGUGUAGUCUAAUAAAUUAAUCCCAACAUAAACAACUCACGAUCGCAGUAGGUAGUCGUUUCUCAUAUUCUGGAAAACUAACAUUGCUUUUGUCCCAUUGCGGCAGAUAUAACUAGUGAAUUAGUCUUUGUAGCUUGUAAGAAUAAAUGAAGUUUUCUUUACACUAAAUUAUGUAUUUCCAUUUAGAAUGUUUUACGUCUAUGGUGAUUUUUAUCCAAAAAAUAGUUCUAUGCCCUAAUAGAAUGUAUCAAAUGGAUACAUAUCCAGGUCCCAUUGCAGUUUUCGUUUCUGAAACUGAAAACAUGAACUGAAUCAGUACCCGCGAAAAGAUUCCCUGCUCAGUAUGUUUGUCUACUACCACUACGGCGAUGUCCUGUACUAAAGUAUCUAUUUUAUAUUAUAUUUCGAGAAACAAAAUUUCGAAUAUUUGAUGUAGUACCUAUAUGAAACUGCACAAACAUAAUAUUCGUACUGCUGUCUUUCAUCUGUAUGUCGUGGAGUUAAACUAGUGGACUUUAUUCUGAAUAUUCUAUGCAUGACUCACUGGUGAAUGGAUUUCGCAUGCCAGGCAUGUACGACAAACACACAUCCUGUUGUAGUAGAUAACUGUUCUGUGUAACUGGAUUUUUGUCUUGUACGGAGCAUACUGGUAAUGUAAGAACUAGUGAAUUUGAUACAAGCUUACGUGAAUGGAAGGUAGAGAAUUCUUUGACUUUCAGGUACUUGAAAUUUAUAUAUAAAAAUUAAUAUAUGUACAUAUUCUAUUUAUAAUAACCGUAUAGAAAUGUGUAUGAAUUAAUUUCAAUGUUAAACUUAAUACAAGUAAAUCUAUCAAUAUAUAAUAUGCAAAAAAGAAAACUGUAUUGAAGUUAGUAACUGCCUUUAUUUUGUGAUGUAAAUAUUUAAUCAAUAAACGCAAUUUCUCGUGA